This is a messenger RNA of Racocetra persica, 139 nucleotides long. The record is from the annotation of a GenBank genome assembly. Lineage: Eukaryota; Fungi; Glomeromycota; Glomeromycetes; Diversisporales; Gigasporaceae.
AAUUGAAGUAAUUUUAGAAUUAGUUUCAAUUGAUUCAAUAUGGGAACUGCUUCUUUCUCUAAAUCUAACAACUAUUUUGUUAAUAGGAACUUGUGAUUUUGGUAAGUAUAAUGAUUUAGAAACUUUUGUAUAUGUGUAG